Molecule: messenger RNA, 1578 nt
Organism: Suillus discolor
Lineage: Eukaryota; Fungi; Basidiomycota; Agaricomycetes; Boletales; Suillaceae
Exons: 15
Coding region: 1-1578 (525 amino acids)
Source: RefSeq, a predicted model, not a curated record
AUGGAUGUGGAUGAAGGAUAUGCCGACUUGGAGCACCAACAUCAACCAUUGCCUCAACCAAACGUCGAUAUGGAAUUCAUUGGGCCUGGGGAUCACCUGUAUCGAAACUAUCAUACGGGUCUCAAUGCCAGACCAUGCAACAUGGAUGGUAUAUUCCUCCUCCCUGGCACUCCGCUCCCACCUUUGGAGAACGUAGCAACUGACGACUGGACACCCUUUCACAAUCAUACAGAAUUCGAAACGGCAGAGUUCCUGUAUACGCAAAAUCAGAUGCCGGCAGGUCAAAUUAACCGGUUGCUGGAUUUAUGGGUGUCUACCCUUGCGAAACACAACGACAAGCCACCAUUUGCAGAUCAUCAUGAUCUGUACGACGUCAUCGAUAGUUCACCAUUUGGGGACGUGAAUUGGCAAAAUUUUACAGUAACCUACGAUGGUGAGAGACCUGAAGAUGGUACCAAGCCGUGGAUGGACGACAAAUACAAAGUCUGGUUUUGUGACCCAUGUGAAGUCGUGUGCAAUAUGCUUGCAAAUCCAACAUACGCCAGUGAAAUAGACUACUGCCCCUAUCAAGAAUAUUCAACUGAGGGCGACAAGCACCAGUGGAAGGAUUUUAUGUCUGGUGACUGGGCAUGGGAUCUGUUACGUCGACUGAUGGGUCUUCUCAGCGACGACUCGAGUGAGUCUACUGAAGCUGAGCGUGGUCUGGCCUUGACGGAACGUCAAGGAUUCCUCCGGCAAUCUCGUAGAUGCGCAGGCGGCGCACCGCCGCGCGGGGAGUCUAGCAGAGCGGGGGCAGGUGUAGGGAGAGCUGGGGCUCUAGAUCAGGCAGAUAAAAUAGCUAAAGACCCGAGCACACUCGGCUCUACGUUUGUCCCUGUCAUCCUUGGCAGUGACAAAACGACGGUUUCAGUCAGGACAGCCCAUCGUGAUGGAGUAGCAGUCAUUGGCUUCCUUGCUAUGCCGAAAACUACAAAGGAACAUGCUACCGAGGCACUGUUCCAUUCGUCACUCUCCAAGAUUCUCAACACACUGAAACCAGGCAUGACAACCCCUGAAGUCACUCGUUUUGGAGACGGUCACUACCGUCGGGUUAUAUACGGACUAGGGCCAUACAUAGCAGAUUAUGAGGAGCAAGCACUGUUAGCAUGUAUCGUGCAUGAUGUAUGGCAUCUCGCAAGGAUCUCGACGAAGAUGUGUUACGUCAUUGUCACGAAUACACAGAAGCACUCAUUCAAGAAGAUAUUCUCUAUCAACUCAUCAAAGGAACAUUCAAGGACCACCUCAUCGAAUGGGUCGAGAAAUACCUCAGACACAUGCAUACAAAAUGAAAGGCGGAUCAAAUUAUGGAUGAUAUUGAUUGCAGGCUUGCGACGAUUUCCUCAGGGACAUGGCUUCAAGCAGUGGACAGGAGAUUAUUCGAAGGCCCUGAUGAAGGUCUACUUGCCUGCCAUCGAGGGUCAUGUACCCAUAGAUGUCGUGCGCACCUUUCGUGCACUUCUCGAAUUUUGUUACCUAUGUUAUGGAGAGACACAGAAUCUGAGACGAUCUGUCCAACACCAAGUCAAGUCCAUUCUCUAG